UCUUCCCUCCCUCCUGCCUUGGCCAGUCUCCAUGUGCCGGGCUCAGGACCUUGGGAAUGAAUGGCGCCCGGGCUGCGCUCCGUCUUUGAAGCCAGCCAGGAAUGCGAGGCCUCUUUUUUUUCUUCUUUCUCUCGCUCUGUGUUGUUCGCCACUAACGUGAAAUAUUCCCUCCGCUGCUCUCAUUGUGCAUGACGGAGCCGGACGUCAUCGGGCGGCCAAUCGCUGGCUCCCGCUAAGCAGCAGCAGGUCGCAAAGAGAGAGAGGGAGAGAGCGAAGUGGUGGGGGCUUGUCGAGAGAAGGCGCUCUACAAGUCUUUAAUAUCGUGCUCGUCUGGUUGCUUGGCGCCGGUGCUUCUUGGAAGAAACAUGGCGUGAAAGCAGAGGGGAUAUUUUGGAUUUUCAAAGGCCACAUGGCAUUUUUGGGCUUGAGCAAGAGUAUCAGUCAAAGUUUGGGUACUUUUGAGCAGACAAUUCGCCGAGGAUUUGAAUAAGCCAGAAGGAGGUGCGAAAAUGACCUAAUUUACGACCUGGACUCUGCACAACCAGGUGCAAAUGUGUUGGUGGGACUUCCCCCAGUUGAAAGGCAGAUAAAUGCUCCUUCUUGACAUCUUUCCCGUUAUUCCAUGGAUUCCUACAGCUUCCACUUUGAGAGAAUGAGCAACGUGGACCUGCAUCCUCUGAGCCUGCCCGUCAAUCGGCUCUCCCCGGCUAGGUCCAACAGCAGCAUUGUCGAACAAUUUGCCCACCACCAGCACGGCAAAGGAGACUCUGCCUACAGCUCCUUCUCUGGAGGGUCCAACGCUCCGGACUACCCGCCUUCACUUCACUUCCCAGACGACCUGCAGUCUAGUUCUUUCAGCCACUAUGCUGACCUUAAGUAUAUAAAGUCCAUGUAUCAUCCUACCCAGGGUUUGCAGGCUAACGCAAAGACCAUGGACCAGUUAUAUCGUUCUAUGGAGGUGAUCUCGCAGAACUAUCGCAAUAGUACUUACAAGCAGAAUGGAAAUGCUAGUUUUUAUAACAAUGACAAAACAAUGUCAAAGAUGCCUCAUAGGGGUCCAUCCCAAGGGGAUUACACUCCCAUUGGUCCACACCCAAUCCCAUCACGACCAACUAAUUUUACAGCUGCUAAAAACGUAGAAAACGGCAAGGGUCAGCACAAUUCUGACACUCAACAGCUCAGAUCCCAAACUAAUCAUCAUCUAGGGAAUGUCCCCCAAACCGGGAUGGCUAAGCCAGAGACAGUCAACUCUGUCAUCAGUCCCAAAAUGUACUCGGAUCACAGAGCGGUGCCAGCAGUGGAGGUUCAGCAACUCCCAAGCACUCACUCUCACUGUCCCUCUUAUGAACAAAACACGGUCCCCGUGAACCACCCCAAUCUUUUCAUCCAGGACAACAAAGCUCCCUCUCAGCAGCAGAAGUCCAUGAACUUCCCGAAACGAUCACCUCCCAAAGGUACAAGCCAAUCUGAACACUCUAAGUUAUCAAGCGGGGGCAGAAGUACCAGUCAGGAUCACAGUCAUACCGAUGGUGUCAGAAGCGAGUUCGACGAUCUGCGCAAUGGGUUGCAUUCCGCUUACGAUAGGAGCAUUUCAGAGCCAGUCCGUGUUUCCAGUCCUUGGACCGCUGAUCAGACAGGCUUUAUCAACAGCAGCAUCACGCAUAAGGGUCAGUUCUACUUCGUCACAGGAAUGUAUAAGCAAUCCGAAGCCAGAAUGAGAAAACAUUCUGCAUCUGUGAGUGGGUCUGAAGCCGCAAGUGAAUGCUCUACUUUGUCGGAGAGACCAAGAGAGAGAGAAAGAUGUCACAGCACAAUGGAAAAUUUAUUUAUACCCAUAAAACAAGUCCUGGAUGAAAGAGGCAAGGACACCAUCCCAAGAAGUUCAGAUCAAGAGAAUCACAAACCCGCUUCCCUUUCGACACGGUCCUCUCAGAGUUUGGAUUCCUUUGAAGAAAUUGACACCGAGAGUCGAGAGAUUGGGCGCCAUACCACAACCAAUCCGAUAUUUUACUGCGGGCCUGAGAAAAACUCCCCACAUUCGACUUUACAAACAAAGGAUGUAACUUCACUGAACUUCAGUGAGCCAUCUAAGCAGCUGAAGGGAAAAGAGCAAUUAAAGAAGGGUAUAAGACAGCCACUGACAGAUGUAGCCAGUGAUAGGAUAAACAAAGAAACCACCCCUCUUCUCUACCAUCUCACUGAAGCUAACAGAACAACAUUUAAGUCAAAAAUGGAUGCUGAAUUUGUUGUGACUGAUAAAGAAACAACACGAAACGCAACUUGUGUUACUGAUGUGUCUGUAAAGAACGGAAAACCUCCGCAAGGUGACACGACCAAGAACGACACAGGGGUAGUCGAUACUCUUUCUUGUAACACCCUGGAUGACUCCUAUAAAAAGUACUACAAGGAGAAGUUAAAGGACGCCCAAUCUAAAGUCCUGAAGGAGACAUCAUUUAAAAGAAGGGAUCUGCAACUGGCAUCAAGCCAUCGCCCCAGGCCAAAACCUGAACUGAGAUCACCGGUGAUUCACUCGUUCUCCCCAUCACAAGAUUCUGAAACAUCCACAGAUACUAUUACCCCGUCCGUUGUCUCUGAGGAUACAGAGAGAGGGAGCAUAGUGGAAGAGGUGAGGCAGAGUCCUAAGCAGAUGAACACAAUGACGGAAAGAGAAAAUAGGGGCUCCGCAAAUGUGGCCCAGCCUCAGGUGGCGUCUCGAAUCGGGGGCCGAAAGCGAUUGACUCCGGAGCAGAAAAAGAUGUGCUACUCUGAACCUGAGAAGCUCAACCAGCUCGGUGGUGGCCCCAGCCACUCGGCUUGUCGCUCCUUUGGCAAUGAAAGCGACAGCCUGUACGAAAUGGACGGCGACUGGCAGGAUCAUUUGCAACCAAGAGAGCAGGGACUCGUAGCAGCGCGUAGAAAGUUGUUUGAGACGCGGGGUCGUGCCCAAUCAGCCCCUAGCGCUUCAAGAACAAACUUGAAGCACCUGCAACACCAGGCGCUGGUGGAAUACAUGGAACGCAAAACGGGUCAGAAAGUUGCGGAACCGCAGCAACCAGGUCCUCAGGUACUAGUACCUCCCAGACAGAGACACUCUCUGGGAGAAAGACCAUUUGACUGGGUUCCUAGGCCUUUAUCUGCAAGUACCGAGGGCAAUCCUCUAAAAAAGAAACUAAAUAGACCCCAGUCUGCAGGACGCAUCCUUGAUUCCUCCACCAGCUCUGUCAGGUACGCCCAGUUCUUCUCAGCACAACCUUCUCCAGGUCCACCUGCAGGUCAGUCAAACCAAACUAGAUGGAAGGAAAGACAAUAUCGAUCGCAUGGCAUGUAUGCAUCUAUGGAGAGUCUCUUGGACCAACCUGAAGCACCAAUUUUCAGGAACAGAUCCACAUCCACACCACAUCCAUUCCAGGCACUUGGAGUCAAUAAAAAUGUACCAGUUAAUUCCACCGAAACCUGCAGCGUCCAGAAGAGUAUGAGCUCUACGCCAGACGCCCAUCGUCAAAUCCGUGUGGUCGCACAAAGGGGGAAGUCCAUGGAAGAACUUGGGGCAUCCAAGUUAACAAGGCUGUCCACUCUCAGUAAAAGUUCUGAGCAGCUGGAUCAGGCGUGCCGAGAAGUGGGUAACAGUUCACUCUUUGCUGAAGUCAAAGAAGCUCAGGGGAUGGAAAGAGGGUGGAAGAAGUAUGCGUUAAAUCUCGCGAAGAAAGAAACAGACAUUUCUGACCUGAAGGGACCAGCACAAUUCGAUACAGAGAAAAAGUCCAAUCUGAAUCCAGCCUCUGAUCCAGCGCCGGUAGAUGGGGAGGAAAUUGGACUUAAGCCAACGACAGGAAGAAGAAACUUGAGCGGAUCCCACUCCCCGACUUCUUGCUGGUCCUCUAGGGGCAAAAGGAAAUCUUCUGGAUCUCGCAGUCCUCCCACAGAUAAGUUCCUGUCUAGCAAACCUCCCUUGGAGGUAUCUCAUUGCCUUGGAGGCCAAGAGACCAUUGAAAGGGAGGUCAGGUCUACCAUGUUUUCCACUACGCAGAUGAAACAACCAUGUGAAAACAAAAUGGACUCCAGGGGUGUCCACAGUUCUCCCGACCAGUCAGUGGUCGAAGCAAGCAAAGACGUCCAACCCCCUGCCCAUGAAGUGUCCCUAAGCUGUGGCGUGACCACAGAUCCGUCCUUGUGGAUCUUUCCUUCAGAGGAGGAUCAGCCCAAAGAGGACGUGAAGAUGCCAAAAUCUGAUUUUAAUGAGUCUUCCAUCUCCUGUCAGAAAACUGAAGCCUCCGUGUCUACCGGCACAUCCAUUUCUGAUGAGCAGGCUGCAGAGGAGAAAAAACCCAAACGGGUGGACAGUGAUUCCAGAGAUAAUCAGGAGAUCGAGGACAGUGGUAUAACAGAGGUAGAAACUUCAAGUUCGGAGAAUCCUGCCAAGAGGCCGUCAUGGGAGGAGCUGGUUGAGGCCGUGGUCAAGGUAGACCAGUCACUUACCCCCGCGCUCUAUCCGCUAACCAAUCGUAAGACGGCGCUUAUGUUGAUGGAACAACUGCUAUCUGAGGACACGCUGCUGAUGGAGGAGCACUACAAGAAGAAACAGGAGCAGAAAGAAGCUGCAGAAAGUUGUGAAACCAAGUCACCACCGUCACAGGACGGCUUGAAAGCUGCAAGCAGCACACACGAUCCCGCUAGCAAGAAGAGUAUGCUGGUGUGCUACAUCGAGGAGCAUCUGGGCUCGCUGGAGGAGACGCGGGACGCCCUUCAAGUGGAGAUCCAGGACAACGUGGCCCACGGCAAGGCUCUGGAGGCUCUGGUCCGCGAGCGUUGUCUGCCCCUGGAGCUGGAGAGGUACAACCUGUUCAUCGGGGACCUGGAGAGGGUGGUCAACCUGCUUCUGUGCCUCUCCGCCCGGCUGGCCAGGGUGCAGAACGCCCUGAGCACUGUGGAUGAGGAAACGGAUGCUGAGGAGAAGCAAUCUCUGGACAGCCGUCACCGUUUGCUCUGCAAGCAACGAGAGGACGCCAAAGACCUUAAGGACAACCUGGACCGCCGGGAGAGCCUGGUGUCCACCUUCCUGUCACGACAGCUGAGCGCCGAGCAGGUGCGCGACUAUCGGCGUUUCGUGCAGACCAAGGCCUCGCUGCUUAUUCGCCGCAAGGACCUGGAGGAGAAGACCAGGCUCUGCGAGGAGCAGCUGGAGGCCCUCGCCAAAAGCCUCCGCUUCUGACAUUUUGUUAUAGGACGCACCGGUUAAAACUGGUUCUGUUCGCUUAUGUUCAGCCCCCAUGUGCCUUGACUUCACUGACUUGAGUUCAGUUACAGUUCGGUCUUUAGGGGGAGUCUGGGAGUCUCAGAUUAUGGAUGGAUGGCAUCAAACUGAGAAAAAUAUCAACGACGUCAUCAAAAAUCAUCUUAAACUGACCCCUACUGGCCAUUCUGGAAUAUCCUCGGCUAGCAGAAUGUGGCCAGGUCACGUUCGUCCACCCUUUACAGGAAAAAGUUGGACAAAUCCCGGCUUUACCGGGUCGUGUAAAACGGAACCGUUGUUCUCUAAGCUUUAAGCGGCAUAGGAGCGAGUCACGUGUAGCUCAAGGCACUAAAAACCAAAAGAGAGGUAACAAAAAAAGCACUUUGUAAUAAUUCAAUGCACAUUUCAUUUGGAAAUCAAACAGCCUUACUCCAUCCAUUUUUUGUCAAUAAACAAUAUCACUGUUUGAAUUUUAGUUUUAAAGGUACGGUAAAUAUUGUGCUAAUGCGUUGGUAGCAACAACAACAACAAAAUUCAAGUUGUAUACAAUGGUUUUAAUGUUAAAAAAAAAAAAAAAUUGUGGAAAGUGCAACCUCUAAAGUUGAACGUACAACAAUCGAUACAGGAAAAGUUUCGAGGAUAUUCUACAAAACAAUUGCUGUGAAUUGGAAUGAGUUUGUCACGAAUAGACGUCCAAUCCGUUCAUUCGCUGCCAUCCCUCCCACUUCAAACGGAUUGGACGUCUAUGGCGGCCAGUGGCAGCCAAUGCCAUGAUUUCAGGUCAUUUGCCAUUGAUUUUCAGUCGCCUCCUGUUGAUUUGGGGGCAAUUUACAGGUCACUUCGUGUUCAUUUUGGGUUACUAAAAAGGAAGUGAUUCCAGAAUUUGCACAAAAUGAAUUGAAAGUGGCUGAAAAUCAAUGGCAAAUCCCAAAAUUGCCCCCAAAAUCAACAUGAAGUGACUCCAAAUCACCAUGACGUAGCCUGUAAAUGCUCUAAAAUGAACAGGAAGUGACCCAGAGGUAGUGUUGCACCUUUACCAUUUUUUGGCCCCGAUACCGAUACCACUUUGUUUGAAAUUUAUAUAUAUAAUAUGGCGGAAAACAAUCAGGUGACUUGAAGUUCCGCUCUGAGACCCCCAAUUUGGCUAAAUUUCCCAAAAUUGUCCGAUAUGCAUGUGUGAUACAUCACUGGAAAGCUUAAAAUCUCAAUUUUCUGGGGGAAGAAAAAUUUUAAACAGGAGGGCAUUUUUCAAAAAAAAAAAAACAUGUAAACAGCAAAACCCUAUCUGGAGGUGAGAGCACGCGAGAGCAGAAUUACAGACGCCAUGACGGUAACGAGAUAUCGCGUAUUUACCUUGUUUCGAUCCAAAAUUCCAUGUAGCAUGUAUCACAGAGUGUCGAGACACAGCUGUGAAUGGCCACAGCUGGAUUUUGGGGGGAUUUUAUGGGUGAAACAUGGUAAUAUAACACGGGUUGCGAUGCAGAUAUCGCAGGCUUCAAGGAGUGGUCGAGAUUUUCUUUUUCAUUUAUUUACCCUUUUAAACGUUUUUUUUUUUCUUCCAUUUUUCUUUGUUUGGAUCGAUUAUCAGCUAACACCGGCCAGAUGUGGCCCGCCUCCACAUUUGGUCCAGCCCCCUGAACAAUAGCAUUUUGAUUUUUUAUUUUAUUUUAAUAGUGUUAUUUAUUUCCUGGCUUUUUUUCUGUGAAUAACCCAGAAAGGGUUAUUUGGUUAUUAUCUAUUUAAUUAAUAGUAGAGAUGUCCCGAUCGGUCGGCGUCCCGAUCACGUCCUUUUCAAAGUAUCGGAAUUGGCAAAAAAAUAUCGGCCAUGCCUUUUAUUAAUGUAUAUGUAUUUUAAUUGUUUUCUUAUUAUAUGUAAUGUUACAGACAUAAUAUAUUACACUCAUCCAGAAUCUUUAGUUUAGGCUUAGCGUAGGGUUAUCAAAAAUAUCUCAAAAACGGCGGCAAUUAAUUUAUUAAAAAAUGUGUCACGUCUAAAUAUUUGACGCUAUUAAAAUACACGUCGCACGAUUCUCUCACUCAUUGUCGCGCUCAAUCUGUAAUGACACCGUUUUACCUUUAUAGAGAGAUAAAAGGCAGCGCAACAUGAGUAGAGAGAACUUUGGCAGCCUUUGAAGCCUUGCUUCAAUUGACUAAUUCCUCGCAUCCCUCUUCCUAUGAUUAGAAAGAUCAUAGGAAGCAAUGUGGGGAAGCAAGGUGUCAAUAGAUCUUUGUCUUUACACCUUAAGUUAUUACCCAAAGCAGAGAAGAUAUAUCAAUUGGUAGCACUACACACAGUCGUGGUUCCACUUGCCAUCAUGCAUUUGGGCAUGGCUACAGUAUCAUUUACUGAAAGCUCAACAAAUACACUAGAUGGCAAUAUUUAGUCACAAUAUACAAAGUCACAAGUCUUUCUAUCCGUGGAUCCCUCUCACAGAAAGAAUGUUAAUAAUGUAAAUGCCAUCUUGAGGAUUUAUUGUCAUAAUAAACAAAUACAGUACUUAUGUACUGUAUGUUGAAUAUAUAUAUUCGUCACAGUUUUAUUCAUUUUUUUUCUUAACGCAUUGCCAAAAUGUAUAUGAUCGGGAAAAAUUAUCAAGAAUGAUUGGAAUUGAAUCGGGAGCAAAAAAAAGCAAUCGGAUCGGGAAAUAUCGGGAUCGGCAGAUACUCAAACUAAAACGAUCGGAUCGGGAGCAAAAAAACAUGAUCGGAACAACCCUAAAAAUUACUUUAAAAAAUUAUUCACUCGCAUAUUUUAACUUUUAAACAAAUGACGUCACAAUGAAAAAAUUAGCGUCUGUAAAAAUGUAACGGAUAUCUACCUCACAAUUAUCGCUUAAUUGUAUUUUUUUCAUUACUGUCGCAUUUUCCCCAAUAUUUUAGAUGAUAAUUAAUCGAUCCAAACAAAGAAAAUUUAAAAUAAAAAAGUUUAAAAGGGUAAAUAUAUGAAAAUCUCGACCACUCCUUGAUGUCUGCGAUUUCUGCAUCGCGACCCUUGUUAUAUUACCGUGUUUCACCCAUAAAAUCCGGCUCUGGCCAUUCACAGUUCUGUCUUGACACUCACAAAGUAUCGCAGUAUAUCACCAAUUCGAUAUAUUGUCGCACCUCUAUUAUCGAGGCAAUUUUUUGAGCAAACAAAGAGGUCGCGGUCUGCUGUCGAAAGUGAUGGAGAAGCACUGCAUUAAUGAAUGUUCAACUUUUUCAACUUCAGGGGUUGCGCUUACAUCUGCCCUUGGAUACUUGAUACUUGAACUCAAGAUAGACCUUUCACCUUUAGUUACUCACUGAAACAUGUCGUUUUUAAGAUUUUUUUUUUUUUUUUUUAAUGUUUUAACUCCGGACUCCACAGAUGUCGGAGACAUGUUCAACAUGUGUAGUGCGUUUGUGUGAAUGUAGUAAGUUUUGCUGUGUUAGUUUUCUUUCCCCCCCAACAAUACUCAUGUCUAUGUCACGAAUGAAUCCCAAGUGGUCCCUCAGGAAAUAACCUGAAAACACACAUCCGUCGUGUGCCGUGGACUAUUUUGUAUCAUAUAUUUAUGUUUUAAUUCAAGGCUGUGGUUGAACCCACAAAAUGGAUUCCACUGCAACUUUGGCCCACAAACACUCUUCCUUUUUCUUCAAUGAAACUUUGUUGUGACAGACGUUUUUUUCUCCCUCUUAGAGACAUUUUAAUGACACGACAAACAUCCCCUAAUGAGUGAAACGUGCCUGUUCGGAGUUGUAAAUUCCAAUUUGUUUGUUUUAUUGUGAAUAAAUUAUGAACACCCUCCUUUACAUGGAA
Molecule: messenger RNA, 9008 nt
Organism: Corythoichthys intestinalis (scribbled pipefish)
Lineage: Eukaryota; Metazoa; Chordata; Actinopteri; Syngnathiformes; Syngnathidae
Gene: shroom1
Product: shroom family member 1
Exons: 9
Coding region: 623-5209 (1528 amino acids)
Biological process (GO): actin filament organization
Cellular component (GO): apical plasma membrane; cortical actin cytoskeleton; apical junction complex
Molecular function (GO): actin filament binding
Source: RefSeq, a predicted model, not a curated record